AGCCGGGCAGCCGGCCAGUGUGCAGGCGAGCCAGCGGCCGCUGCAGCUGCCACCGCCGCAGCACAAGGGCAGCCGCGCCGCGGGGCUCGGGCCCGGCGCUCCGCGCCCUCGCUUCUGGCUGCCCCGCUGCCGCGCAGGGAUUCCUGGUCACCUCCCUUGUCCUGUUCCUCCCGGAUGGAACAAGAAGACAAACAGGGUGUGUGUGUAGCCCUGGACUCAGAAGACACAAGGAUGGGCUCCGAUUUUGAGAACUCUGAGGACAGGGAAGGGGACCCAGAAGAGAGAGAAAUGGGUUCUCGUGCACAGGAUGUGGACAAGAGAGGCGGCCACCCGGAGCAGAAAAUGGGCCCCAACCCACAGGACGAAGCUCCAGGAGAGGACUCCAAGGAGCGGGAACUAGCGCCUGACAUCUGCACAGAGAGGAUGCUGAGUGAGGAAGAAGGGGUUGAUUUCCGCGAGGAAAAGAAUGACCAGGCUGGUGUAGAUGAGGUGGCCGUGUUCCCCAGACUGUCUGUGUCCGAGAGCAUGUCCCAGAGUCCCCUGGAAGAGGUGGAGGAGAGCGCCUUCGAGAACCGGCUGGAGGAGGAGGAGGAGCAGCCACCCCGGCCGGUGCUUCCCUGGAGGCGGCACCUCUCCCUGGGCAGUCGGCACCGAGGUGACAAGCCGGCCCACCGCCGCUUCCGACGUCUCCACCACCCUAUGGCAGUGGACCUCGGGGAGCUGGACAGCCUGAUGGCCAGCAUCAUGGAUUCGCCCACCAUCUGCCCCGACUGUGGAGAGAGCUUCAGCCCGGGUGCCGCCUUCCUGCAGCACCAGCGCAUCCACCGCCUUGCAGAGGCAGCUGCGGCAGCCAGCCUGGAACCCUUCGGCCUGGGGGGCGAGUGCAGCGCAGUGGUGGGCGUGGCCGGGAGCUUCGGGGCGGGGCCUGCGCUGGCCCGGCCCCCGCGCGAGAAGCCGUUCCGCUGCGGAGAGUGCGGGAAGGGCUUCAGCCGCAACACCUACUUGACCAACCACUUGCGCCUGCACACCGGGGAGCGGCCCAACCUGUGUGCCGACUGUGGCAAGAGCUUCAGCUGGCGUGCGGACCUGCUCAAGCACCGGCGGCUGCACACGGGCGAGAAGCCCUAUCCGUGCCCCGAGUGCGGCGAGGCCUUCAGCCUCAGCUCGCACCUGCUGAGCCACCGGCGCGCACACGCGGCGGCGAGCGGUGCGGGACCCGCUGCGCUGCGGCCAUUCGCCUGUGGCGAGUGCGGCAAGGGCUUCGUGCGCCGCUCGCACCUGGCUAACCACCAGCGCAUCCACACCGGUGAGAAGCCGCACGGCUGCGGCGAGUGUGGCAAGCGCUUUAGCUGGCGCUCGGACCUGGUGAAGCACCAGCGCGUGCACACGGGCGAGAAGCCCUACAUGUGUUCCGAGUGCGGCGAGACCUUUAGCGUCAGCUCGCACCUCUUCACGCACAAGCGCACGCACUCAGGCGAGCGGCCCUACGUGUGCCGCGAGUGUGGCAAGGGCUUCGGCCGCAACUCGCACCUGGUCAACCACCUGCGGGUGCACACUGGCGAGAAGCCCUUUCGCUGCGGUCAGUGCGAGAAGCGCUUCAGUGACUUCUCCACGCUGACGCAGCACCAGCGCACGCACACGGGCGAGAAACCGUACACGUGCAUUGAGUGCGGCAAGAGCUUCAUCCAGAGCUCGCACCUGAUCCGCCACCGCCGCAUCCACACUGGCAACAAGCCGCACAAGUGCGCGGGAUGUGGCAAGGGCUUCCGCUACAAAACGCACCUCGCACAGCACCAGAAGCUUCACCUGUGCUAGGGCUGGGCCUGAGGGAGGCUGACCUCCUGGGAGCAUUUGGGGCCCAGAUGUCCUGGGGACAGACCCUAUAGAAAGAAAUGGGAAGGGGCGGGAUGGACAAUCCGAGAGUGACUGGGGACCUUUUGGUGUUAGGGGGUCCUGAAAGGGAGGGUAGAUUAAGAUGUGUUCUUUGGGGUGUUAUAUUUUUGCCUGCUUCCUCCCCAACGAAGAAGUGUUUGGGAGAUGUGUUUGAGCAUGCUGACCUCUCAAACACUGUGUAGGAGCAGAGUGGGCACUUUGAGUACAUUGAACAGGGGAGUUAGGUGGUAGGGGAGGGAACAGGAUGGCAGGAGUAGAGUGGGUUGGGCUGUGAUGGCCUGCGGGAAUCAGGAAAGGGCAUGGUUGGAGUGAGGGUUACAGGGUAAAAUAAAAAGCCAGUGUGGAUAAUUCUACCCUGAUCCCGCCAGGUGCUCAGCCACCGUUUGCCCUGUCCUCCCCGCUCACCCGCCCCCCCCCCCAACAUCAGCUGUAGUCCUACGAAAAGGAGAGGAACCUAGCCAGUCCUGUAAGGUAUGCUCUUCCUUUCUCUGAGCCACAGUUAGCUGCUAUUUUGAGGUGUCCAGGGGAUACUGGGCAGAAAAGCUACACACCCUCAUUUCAAAGGUAAAACUCAGAGAUUCAUUCAUAACUGGUUGUCAGAUCUAGGAUCCCCUGGUCCCGCCCCUGGUUCGUUGCUACUUCCUUUGGAAUGUUCUAGCUUCAUGCUGGGGCAAGGUGGUCAGUGUGGGUGACCAGACCCUGGACCCCAGUGUCAGUUGUCUGCCCGGCUCCAUGUUUCCUACAGGUCUCACUUGUGAUCUUCUAUGUGCAGGGAAAUGGAACAAUCCCAGCUCUGUGUGACUUUCCCUUUCCCAGGUCAGCUGGACGCUCAUUGCAAGUGAACCUUUGACCGUCAACAGCCGACCCAGUGACCUGCUACAAAGGUCAGCCAGCUCAAGAGUUUUGCUGGCCUUAUGUGAGAAACACAGGAAAGCGAAAUUCACAUGCUGGGGUACAAGUCUCCUUUGUCUCAUUUGCCUUCGUGUUGUAUCUUGCACCCCUCCUCCUCCAUAGUGAUGGGGGAAAUCAUGGAAGCCCCACCUCCACCCCUAUUAAUUUGGGCUCUGGUCUGAGUAGAAACUUGUUUUUCCUAUACAGGGAGGCACAGUAGAAAGCUCCAGGCUUUAUACAAGAAGGGCACAAGCAGGGAGAGGUGUAAAUGCAAAAUUGCCAAAUAGCACAAGCAAUGAAUGUUUUCUGGUUCUGGAAAUGCCAAACUAGCACUUUUAUAUUUGUAAAGUGCUUUAUGCUUUUUAACAACUGUUAGUUGUUUCUCACAUCUUCGUGAGGUAGAUCAGUAUUAUGACCCUUGUUUUAGGGAAGGCCUGAGGACAGGAGUGCUGAAUGCUGUUCUGAGGAGAGGCUGCAGCGGCGUGGGUAGGUGUGGUCUGACCCUUUGUGCUCUCCAGCUCAGCUGCUAGGAUGACUUACCUGUUAUGAUCUAUAUAAUAAACCAAGGACACUGAAAAUUCAUAUGCUCGAUGGAAAUUUUAAGGCUAGUCUAGAAGGGCCAAAGAUGUCCUUGUUGACAGAGCUGGUCUUUGUCACAUAAUUAGGGUGUCCUAGGUAUGUUACAUUUCUAUUAGGAGGCUGUAGUUAGAUGACUCUUGUAUAGAUUUCAGUUACCUGUGCUGAAAUCCCUUGCCUAGGCUAGCCUUUAGACGUUAGAGUUGUGGAAAGCAGCCUUGUUUCAUUCACUGGGGAUUGUUACUCUGUGCUUUUCACGGAAGCAUCUUCAUGAACUGUUGGGCACGUGUGAAAAGAAAAAAGACAACUGCAAGGUUGUUUUUACAAUUUAGCAAAUUUUAUGGGGAUGCCAGUAAUUUAUACUUGAUCAGUUGUAGUCUAGCAAAGGACCUCUUUGGGGGCUGUAGGAAAGCAUGUUUUUGUCAGUAUAAAAACACUUUUAAAAAUCCUGAAAAUUACGGGCUUGUAUAAUGCUUGUUAAUCUUGCUCUCUUAAUCAGACUAUUGUUAUUUGGAAAUGCAAAUAGAUUUUCAAAAUAGAGGUAGCUUUGGAAGACACUAAUUUUUUUAAAAUGUUCUUUUCGUUGAGAGUGAUAUGAGCAAAGCAAGUGUCCAUUCUUUAUUCUGAAUGUUAUGGUCUGAAUACGAAGUGUAUGAGACUCACAUGAAAAUAAUAUAGCCCUUUUGUAGGUAAUCUUAUUCCUUUGGGUUUUUUCCCCAUGCACAUCUACCUCUUCCACCGUUUUAAAUUCUCGCAAGUCUGUGCCUAUGAAAUGUCAUUGGACUUUUGAUUCAUCAUGGGUUGCCCAUCCACUUGAUGGAUUAGUUGGCCUUUUGCUGCCAUGGUUCGACUAAUGCACAGUCUCGUCUGCAUCAAAUGCAUUACAUAUUAGCAGCUUUUGAGAAAGGGUUCAACAGGGAGAGGAGACUGAAGUAAUGGAAAGUAAUUUAGAGGUGGUUGAUGUCUUUGGAGUUCAUUGACCUCUCUGGUUCUUCCUGUUACAAUGGAUCAGGGUCAGCUUCUACUUCAGUGUCCCCUCCGUGAGCAAACCCCUUCUUGGAAGGAGACAGACCAACCAGCCACACCCACUCUUACGGUGCAUCUAAACUGUGAUUCCAUUUUUCUCACAAUUCUUCAGGGAACAUAUCUGUGUUUCUUGUAUUUAGUUUUAGGAUAUUAUUUCUCAAGCAAACCCUGUUAACUGUGGUUCACCCUUACAAACGUUUGUCUGAAGACUCCUACCAACUCACUAAUGAAGGUGGAGAUAAGUGUAUCAUUUGUUUCCUGGGAGUUUGGUCAAGUGCAGGCUGCCCUUUCCUGAGCAAAAUCUGGAGCAGAUUAAAUAGGUUAAGUGGCUUGCUUAAGUCUUGAGCUCCCGGUGGGGAGGAGAAGAUGACAGGUUAACCCCUUGAGCCAUCUCUCUUCGAGAUCAAGAGGCUGUACAUAUGUGAAGAGGUACAAAUUAGGGACCUGUGUUCAUAGACAAUCUGCACUGUCCGAAAUUUGUGCACAUUUCCUUUCACUAUAAUGUUAUUUUACAGCUGUUAAAAUAGUGAAUAAUUUAAUGACCCUGAAAGUAACAGGUUUUGUGUGUGUGUGCUUGUGUAUGUGAGAUUCGCCUUGUUUUCAGGUUGUUUUAUUUAAUGAUGGUUCCCUGGACAGCAUUCUGGUGUUCAAGCAAACCAAUAUGGAAUAUUUGUCAUUAAAUCCUUAUCCAUCUUUUACCAUGUCAUUUCUUAUUUAUUUGUCACCUGUUAAAUGUCAGUUCAGUCUAUUGAAGCUGUGUUCACAAAAGCAAAUAUAUAUUCAAAAUACAGAUAGUGUGUCCUGGCUGGUGUGGCUCAGUAGAUUGAGUGCCAGCCUGAGAACCAAAGGGUCAUUGGUUUGAUUCCCAGUCGGGGCACAUGCCUAGGCUGUAGGCCAGGUGCCCAGUAGGGGGUGCGCAAGAAGCAGCCACACAUCGAUAUUUCUUUCUCUCUCUC
Artibeus jamaicensis (Jamaican fruit-eating bat) is the source of this 5342-nucleotide messenger RNA. It is a transcript of the gene ZNF697, whose product is annotated as zinc finger protein 697. The coding region runs from base 175 to 1815 and encodes 546 amino acids. The transcript has 3 exons. The record is from RefSeq and is a predicted model, not a curated record. Gene Ontology annotation, molecular function: DNA-binding transcription repressor activity, RNA polymerase II-specific. NCBI's taxonomy places the organism in Eukaryota, Metazoa, Chordata, Mammalia, Chiroptera, Phyllostomidae. Gene Ontology annotation, biological process: negative regulation of transcription by RNA polymerase II.